AUGUCAGUGCUGGGCUUGUCGGGCGUGGAAGUUCUUCUCCUAUCCUUCAAGCUCAGCACCAACCUGCAGGAAGACCACGCAACGGUGAUGGGCUUCUUGAAUGGCACUUUGCCCCACAAAGAGGCUUCGUCCAAAGUGGUCCAAAACAUGUGGGACGAUGAGAAGGGCACCACUUGGUGCCUAGAGGACUUUCAGGCUUCGCUGUUGAAUGCUCGACGGGUCUGGCAGGACAGGCACCCCACAGCCAAGAUCUAUGUUGUGCGUUCCGGGAUGGCGCCGAAAGCUCGAUCUCGACCACCCUUGCCACUUGGGCCAAAGCACUGCCAAUAUGGCGGCAAGUUCUUGCCACAGGCGGCUGAAACAUUGCCCAAUGAAGGCUCUCCUGCAGUUGCUCCAGCGCAACGGAAAAGCCCACCCCUUAAAAAGGAGGAGCCUGCACAAGCUUCCAGCGCAGUUGAAUCAGCUGCUUCUUCUAGUUCUGUAAAGGAGGCGCCUGCGGAAAUUUCUGUGAAGGAGGAUCAGGUUGUCAAGGAGGAGCCUUCAACUUCGUCACCUUUGACUUUGCCUCCUGGUCUUGAAAACAUGAGCCCAGCGCAGAAGAAGGCGAAGCUGGGCCAACCUCAAUUUCGGGAGAUGAUCCGGAACCAGAUUGCAUUUCUUCAAUCACUUCUGGAUGAGACCGAUGAAUCAUCUGAUGCUUCCGGCCCUGUGGACAUGGUUUUGGAUGAGAUCCUGAGAGACUACCAGAUCGAGUCAGAGGUCAGGCAGCUCUUCAAGAUGGCUCGGAUCAGUAGAUCGCAAAGGAUCAAGCUCAUGAUGAACAUGCUCUUUCGAUUUUGCCAUAAGUUUGAGAGCAACCAGUGGCUUCGAAAUUGUAUCAGAAACGAAGAGAAGAGAGGCUUCCUGCAGUGAGGGAUACUAUUGUAGCAGUGCAGCAGGCUAGAAAUGGCCUUUUUCACUUUCU
Cladocopium goreaui is the source of this 964-nucleotide messenger RNA. The record is from the annotation of a GenBank genome assembly. NCBI's taxonomy places the organism in Eukaryota, Dinophyceae, Suessiales, Symbiodiniaceae.